Molecule: messenger RNA, 981 nt
Organism: Neopsephotus bourkii (Bourke's parrot)
Lineage: Eukaryota; Metazoa; Chordata; Aves; Psittaciformes; Psittacidae
Gene: CCDC69
Product: coiled-coil domain containing 69
Exons: 9
Coding region: 47-970 (307 amino acids)
Cellular component (GO): nucleus; cytoplasm
Molecular function (GO): microtubule binding
Source: RefSeq, a predicted model, not a curated record
UCCGCUCUCCGGGGAUGCUGCGCUCCGCGCCCCGCGGCUGAGCCCCAUGGGCUGCACCGGCAGCGCCCUGCGCUGCUGCCCCGUCGGUGGCCAGAGACAGCUAAAAGCCCAGCAGCAGAGGGGACCUGCAUCCCAGGAGCUCACGGCCCUGACGACAGAGCACGGCAAUGCCACCCUCUUGCCUGAGGAUGGGAAGGAGAAGGCAGCGCUGCCGGAGGAGCGGGCAGAGAGUACAAGACUCCUCCAAGGUCAGGAGGAGGAUGAGGAGGAGCGGCUGCAUGAUGCCAGAUGGGAAGGCACCAAGGGAAUCACCCAGGAUGGUGACAUCCAGGUGGAAAAGGGAAAAGACCUGGAGCUGAAGGAGCAGUUUGAUGCCUUGAGGAGAGAGCACACGGAGACCCUGCAAGAGCUCCAGAGAGCACACGAGGAGGAGAAGCUGCUGCUGGCAGAAUCCCACCACAGGUCCCAGGCAGCCCUACAGGAGACGAUCCAGGCACUGAAGUCCCAGCUGAAGUCCUUCCAGGACAGGAUGAAGCGGGUGGAGGAGUCCCUCAUGAGCACAGACUACAAGAAGCACAUUGAGGAACACGGGAGCCCCAGCCCCUUCUGGGAGCAGGAGCUGGAGAGCCUGCACUUUGUCAUCGAGAUGAAGAAUGAGCACAUCCAUGGGCUGGACAAGAAGCUGCUGAACCUGGAGACCGUGGUGGAGAAGAACCUUCUGCUGGAGGAGAAGGUGAAGACUCUGCAGCAGGAGAAUGAGGACCUGCAAGUGCGCACCCAGAAUCACUUGCUCAUGGCGAGGCAGCUCUCAGAGGAGCUCCUGGCUGCUCGUGGAGCCCCGGAGAAGGAGGCCCAGCUACGGGAGCAGGCACACCGCGAGAAGGAGGAGCUGCUGUACCGCGUGCUCAACGGAGGGGACGGCUCCCCAUUCCCCAUCGCUGCCGGCGAGGUGCCCCUCAUCACCACGUAGCACAGAGCCCA